Messenger RNA from Molossus molossus (Pallas's mastiff bat), 5367 nucleotides. RefSeq names its product phosphatidylinositol 3-kinase regulatory subunit gamma. Gene Ontology annotation, biological process: insulin receptor signaling pathway; phosphatidylinositol phosphate biosynthetic process. The record is from RefSeq and is a predicted model, not a curated record. The coding region runs from base 587 to 2032 and encodes 481 amino acids. The transcript has 11 exons. Lineage: Eukaryota; Metazoa; Chordata; Mammalia; Chiroptera; Molossidae. Gene Ontology annotation, molecular function: 1-phosphatidylinositol-3-kinase regulator activity. Gene Ontology annotation, cellular component: phosphatidylinositol 3-kinase complex.
CAACCGGCCCCGGUCUCGAGGCUGCAGCAGCUUGGGUUUCGAGCCCGACCAAACGGAGCCCGAGUCCCGGCUCCUGAGGGGAUCGCUCUCUGCAGACCUGUGGGACCCCGAAACUUGAAUGCAGUACCCAGCCCCCUUUUUUAUGCCUUCCUUUGUCACGUCCCCACCUUGCUCCCAGCGCAUUCCCCUUUUCCUCCCUCAUCUCCAUUUAUCGAAAGACACAAAAGUGGCUUUCGCGGGAAGAUUUGGAGGCGGUGGGAGCUCUUCUUUUUGAAGAGCGACUGUGUAGACGGGGUUUUUGGGAAGCAGCUUUUUAACACCUUUGCCCCUCACCCCGAACCUCUUUGUACCUUCCUGAGGAGCAAAUCCCGUAGGUUGAAAGUUCGGGGGCAUUUUGCUGGGUGCUGUAGAAGAGAGAGGUGGAAGACCUCGCCCUCGCCCUGAUAGUUGCCUGGACUUACACCGGCCGUUGGAAACCCUGAAGUACCUUUCCGUGUGGGACUUUUACAAUUAUAUAUUUUUAAAUAUCAGAUUAAAAAAUAUAUGCUUUCUAUAUACUUCUUGACGACCUGCCUCUGACAGCGCGAUGUACAAUACGGUGUGGAGUAUGGACCGCGAUGACGCAGACUGGAGGGAGGUGAUGAUGCCCUAUUCGACAGAACUGAUAUUUUAUAUUGAAAUGGAUCCUCCAGUAAAAUUCCACUGCUGUUCUUUCAGCAUAAUUAUUCUUGGAUCUUCACUUCCUCUCUAUGCGCUUCCACCAAAGCCACCUAAGCCAAUGACUUCAGCUGUUACGAAUGGAAUGAAGGACAGUUCUCUUUCUCUUCAGGAUGCAGAAUGGUACUGGGGGGAUAUUUCAAGGGAGGAGGUAAAUGACAAAUUACGGGACAUGCCAGACGGUACCUUCUUGGUCAGAGAUGCCUCAACAAAAAUGCAGGGAGAUUAUACUUUGACUUUGAGGAAAGGAGGCAAUAAUAAGUUAAUAAAGAUCUAUCAUCGAGAUGGUAAAUAUGGCUUUUCUGAUCCUCUGACAUUUAAUUCUGUGGUGGAACUCAUUAAUCACUAUCAUCAUGAAUCACUUGCUCAGUACAAUCCCAAACUUGAUGUGAAGCUGAUGUACCCAGUGUCCAAAUACCAACAGGAUCAAUUCGUAAAAGAAGAUAACAUUGAUGCAGUAGGUAAAAAACUUCAGGAGUACCACUCUCAAUAUCAGGAAAAGAGUAAAGAGUAUGACAGGCUAUAUGAAGAAUAUACCAGAACAUCCCAGGAAAUACAGAUGAAGAGGACUGCAAUUGAAGCUUUUAAUGAAACAAUUAAAAUAUUUGAAGAGCAGUGUCACACACAAGAACAAUAUCGCAAAGAAUAUAUUGAGCGAUUUCGCAGAGAGGGGAAUGAAAAGGAAAUUGAACGAAUUAUGAUGAAUUAUGACAAAUUGAAAUCACGUCUGGGUGAGAUUCAUGAUAGCAAAAUGCGUCUAGAGCAGGAUCUGAAGAAACAAGCUUUGGACAACCGGGAAAUAGAUAAAAAAAUGAACAGUAUCAAACCUGACCUGAUUCAGCUGCGCAAGAUCCGUGAUCAGCACCUUGUAUGGCUCAAUCACAAAGGAGUGAGGCAGAAACGCCUAAAUGCCUGGCUGGGAAUCAAGAAUGAGGAUGCUGAUGAGACCUAUUUUAUCAAUGAGGAAGAUGAAAACCUGCCCCAUUAUGAUGAGAAAACCUGGUUUGUUGAGGAUAUCAAUCGAGUACAAGCAGAGGACUUGCUUUAUGGGAAACCCGAUGGUGCAUUCUUAAUUCGUGAGAGUAGCAAGAAAGGAUGUUAUGCUUGCUCUGUGGUUGCCGAUGGGGAAGUGAAACACUGUGUGAUCUACAGCACUGCCCGGGGCUAUGGCUUUGCAGAGCCCUACAACCUGUACAGCUCACUGAAGGAGCUGGUGCUCCAUUACCAGCAGACUUCCCUCGUUCAGCACAACGACUCCCUCAACGUCAGGCUUGCCUACCCUGUCCAUGCACAGAUGCCCUCGCUCUGCAGAUAAAGAGGGAGUGGGAAGAGAAGUGGCUCUCUAGCAUUUUUUUCUACAGUUUUUAUUAGACUAUGAGGGCAUUCUUUCUACGUAGACUGCUUGUUUUGCACAAGAAGUGAUUCUGUGAAUGUGAAGUGGAGAGUUUGAGCAGCAGCUGGCCAGGACACAGGCGCAAGGGGCCUGAGAUUCUCUGGGACCCAGUGGUGCUGCUGCACUAGCAUAGGAAGCUGGAAGCAGAUGUUUUUUUGGGAAGUCUGUUUCAUUGUUUUUUUGUUUGUUUGUUUGUUUGUUUGUUUAGCCAGGCACCCUCAACAGAACACAUUAAGCUUGAGGGGGGUGGGAGGGUUGUAUCUGGAAGCUUCUUAAGAGUCCAUGUCCUCUUUGGGUCUUCAACUCUGAGAACGAGGUAGGGGCAUGGCUCUGUGGGGAGCUCUGUUUUGAUCUGGCAGUCUGUUUUAACUUUCUCCCAAAGAGAAGGCCGAUUUGGUUCUGUGGUAGAAUGGCAUUCGGUGAAAAAGACAACCAAAGGAAAAUGGGGAGGCCUGGGAUUUCGUCUAUGAACUCUCAGUCAAGGAGGUAAAAACCCUUCAGUGGAAGGCCUUGUAUUUCUUAACCAACAUAACUUGGGCAUCAAUGUCUCAUAGCUCCUCCCUCUAAAGAAGCAUUGUUUAGAAACCAAAUUGGUCCCAGCAAAAGUGUUUGUUGCCGGAUUGAGGUCUGAUGGAAGAAGGCAACACUCGUGUCUGAAUGCACACUUAUGUACCAAAACUUGAAAAUAAAAAGAAAGCUAGAAUGUGUUAGUUUUAGCAAACACUAAAAUUGGUCAAUGUAACCUCUCUGCCCUGUUUCUCAGAGAUGAAGAAUAGUGUUCUUUUUGUGGGCAUGGUGAGCUUUGAAUCAUAAAAUGAAGUUGGUGCUUGUGUGUUGUUUCCUUAGCCUAAAGAAUGAUCUGUUGUCUAAAACCUUUGUAACUUGUUUGUAUGAGUAAAGAAAAGGUGCAAUCCAGUGCUUUUAGAUGGCUUGAUAUACCAAAUAAUGAUAUAGAACAACAGUCUUAUAUGUGCUUCCCCAAGUUUAAAGGCCCUGCAGAAACAGUGAACAUGGUUAAUUGCUCAUUGCCUAUCCUUUGCUGGGUAGGGCUAGGGUCAUACAUAGGUUGCUAAGGCUGUAGCAGGAAGGGAGCCAGAUUGUGGUCAGGGACCUCAGUAAAUCAUAGACCCAGGGGCUCUGGUGUCCAGGGCAAGGGUCAUACCAUAUUACCCAUGUGCUUCCAUAUAGUGGUUUCUAAAACUUUUGUAAGGAGAGGAAAGAAUGGUUUGGAGUUUGGACUGUUAGUAGAAAUCAUCUGGAAGCUUUACUCUUUGCCUUUUUUGUGAUCCUGAUAUUAAGAGAUGUGCACAAACUGUCCUGAUUUUAGGCCAGGAUCAUCUGCUCCAUGUGGUUUAAGCCUUCCAGCUGAGUGGAGCUAGGCAAAUGGAGUUGGAGGCAGGCAUGUCCUACCUCCAUUAUGCCCUUCCCCAUCAGUCAGCACUCAUUUGACAAAUAGAAUUCAGCUGUCUGAGCCAAUCCUGGAACCAUAAUAGGCUCAGAGUGAGUCAGCUGUUUGAGCCCGAAGCUGUGCAGUCAGGUGUCCUGGCUGAGCUACACAAGAAGCCAAUAUCUGGGUCUCGGUGCAUGAGGCUUAUAGCUAGGAAAGCUCUAGUUUUGGGGAUGAAAGAAAUGAAUAUUGCUUUUCCUGAGCACUUAUCUUGGUGACAGGGUCUAGAAUGGACCACGACAUAGAAAUUAGACAUAGAAGAAAGUUUUGGAAAAACUUUCAGUUACUAACAAUGAGUAUAGGAAGAAAAGGGCAUAUCUUUGGCUGUUCUGACUUUAAGUCCUUAACUGAUAGUGAAGGAGCUGCACAUCCCUUCCCCAAAUUGCCAGAUUGAAAUCUUGCUGAAAGUUUUACUGAGUAAUGGCAGGCCAGUUGUUGGUACACCUGGUGUUGAACCUGCUUACUCCGUUAGAUGCUCAAGAUUGGCUGGAAGGAAGUCCUCCUUUCUAGUACUAAAGUUUAGUGUUCUCAAUGUCUUAAAUGAAAUUGGGGAUAAGGAUACAUUGAACUGUGUGUUGCUCCUUGUCAGACAGUCAUUAGGGUGUGCAGGGAGAGAGCUAGCAUCAUCUAUUACCUACACUUGGGCUGGCAUGUGGAGAAGGGCAGCCCUUUUUCAGUCCUACAUUCCUUCACUUUUUGUUUCUUUCCUGUUUUUCAUUCUUGAAUUUGUUGUUUUGUGGGGACUAAGACCUAGGGAAUCAUUUGAGAAGUCGAAAAGUUUUUUUUUCUGACUAGUUGCCAGAUUUGCUUGAUCCUGAGUCAGUGGAAAUGGCAUAGGAACCAGUCUGUUAACCACUUGGAUGGUGGGAUGCUACUUCUGUCCUCUGUGGUCUUGGUAGCAAGCCUCGGCCUCCAUCUGAAUCUAGUUCUGUGUCCUGUCCCAUGAUCUGGGCCUGAGAUUCUCUCUCAUGGUAUCAUAACUGCAGCCUCACUGAAGCAGAGGGUAAAGGGACAAAACAAGACCAGAGUGGUCCAUUGUUUUCCUGGCUAGAGAAGCCAGCUACCAACAUGGAAGCAGCCUGGGGUUGGCUAGACACAGGUCCUAAGGCCCCUCUAUUCCAGGUGGAACGUUCAUCACAGAACAAUGCUGUCUCCAUCUGGCCAUAGAUGUUAAACCUUAGCCAUGGCUCAGGCCUGUACAGGGUAGCUGUGUCCUUACUGCUGAUUUGGCCAAGAUUGAGGACUUCCUAAUAACUCUCCUACCCUAUCUCAUCUACAAGACCUGAUGGGAUCUCCCACUUAUAUUGGGCCUCGUGCUCUAAAGAAGCUUUUUUGAGAGCCAGUGUGGUGUCUUCCAUGGGUCUCUUGCUGCAAGGAACCAGCCUGCUAGGCCCUCUUGGGCCAAGAAUUGCAUUUGGGCAAUUUCUGGUUUUCAAGGUGGUCUCUGUUGCCAGGUAAGACUCCAGACUAGUCCUCUGUGAGGCUUUAGUGGCCUCAAAGCAGAGGGUCCAGAUGAGGGUCUGGAUGGGCCCUCUGUUGCCAGCUGCUCAGCCCUGCUCCAGCCCCACCCACUUGUGACAACCUUGUUUCCUUACAAAUUCCAGCAUGUGACUUUGGUGCCCUGUUGUUACUUGUGAAGAACUUAUUCUGUUGUCUUUGAUGUAGUCCAAAAAAUUCAUGUAGUUCACGUAAAAAUAUCUGAUUCACAGGGAAGCCAACUAUGUGUCUUGUGUUGGGACAGUUCAUAUGUAGUUCCUAGACCACUUUUGCAAAUUGUUCUUGUCACCAGAUGUGUUCAGACAUUGCUGUG